Molecule: messenger RNA, 2633 nt
Organism: Oppia nitens
Lineage: Eukaryota; Metazoa; Arthropoda; Arachnida; Sarcoptiformes; Oppiidae
Product: copine-9-like
Exons: 3
Coding region: 8-1942 (644 amino acids)
Biological process (GO): cellular response to calcium ion
Cellular component (GO): plasma membrane
Molecular function (GO): calcium-dependent phospholipid binding
Source: RefSeq, a predicted model, not a curated record
UGAGAAGAUGUACACCACUUCUAGUGUAAGAUUUGAUACGAUGAGUGGUCACAACCAGAAGUUGUCCACAUAUUCACAGAUCGAGUUGAGUGUUUCGGCCCGAAAACUGAUCAAUCGGGACAUUACCUCAAAAUCAGAUCCACAAUGUAUUUUGUAUAUAAGACAUGGAUUAAGUGACAAAUUUAUUGAAAUCGGCAGAACAGAAGUGAUUAAAGACAAUUUAAAUCCCGAUUGGAUCAAGAAGUUUGACAUUCAAUUCAAGUUUAAUGAAAGCCAACUCUUGAAGUUUGAACUUUGGGACUUUGAUCCCAUCUCUGGCAAUGAAUUUUUGGGUCAAAUUGCUGUCGAGUUGGGCGCUAUUCUGGCCAAAAACGGUGGAACUUAUCAACAAAAACUAACAACUGGUGGACGACAACCUCGAAGAUUUGGAGGAGAAUUAUUGAUCAGAGCUGAAGAAUUGUCUGCCAAUAAACAAAUUGCUUUGAUUUCAUUUUCGGCCUCCAAUUUAGAUAAAAAGGACUUUUUAGGUAAAUCUGAUCCUUAUUUGACACUUUCGCGAAGCAAUCCCGACUCUACCUAUAGUGUGGUCCAUAAGACUGAAGUAAUAAAAAAUACAUUGAAUCCUCAGUGGAGACCAUUCAAUAUAAAAGCCCAACAGUUGUGUGGAGGAGAUUAUGAAAGGUCUAUCAAAGUAGACUGUUAUGAUUGGGACGAAAACAGUGCCCACGACUUGAUUGGCACUUUCGUGACAAACUUGAAACGACUGUCUGCCGGCUCAUCUCAAAACACUUAUGAGUUAAUAAACGAGGAAAAGAAGAAACGUAAAGGAAAGUCAUACACCAACUCAGGUGUUGUUAAACUGAAUAGUAUUUCCAUUACACAAGAAGUCACUUUUAUAGAUUAUAUUCGCGGCGGAACUCAAAUGCAUUUUGCUGUUGCUGUUGAUUUCACGGCAUCUAACGGUGACCCACGAGAUCCACGCUCUUUGCAUUUUCUUGACUAUAGUGGACGUCCCAAUCAAUAUGAAAUUGCUUUGAGAUCUGUGGGCGAAGUUAUCAGAUCAUAUGAUACACAGGGAUUGUUUCCGAGCUAUGGAUUUGGUGCUAAAUUACCGACCGGACACGUGUCACAUAUGUUUCCCUUAAAUAAUAACACAUCGCAUCCCUAUUGUCGAGGCAUUGAAGAAAUAAUUGGUUUCUAUAAGUCAACUUUAAAUGCUAUUACACUUCAUGGACCCACCAAUUUUGCACCAGUUAUUAACAAUACCACUUCAAUAGCACAACGAUUUCAAGAUGGAAAGCAUUACUUUAUUUUAUUGAUCAUCACUGAUGGUGUUAUCUCUGAUAUGUCCGAAACAAUCGAUGCUAUAGUAAACGCCUCAACUCUGCCCUUAUCUAUAAUUAUUAUUGGUGUCGGAAAUGCCGAUUUCAGUGCAAUGGACUUUCUUGACGGCGACGGCACUACAAUUGUAUCGCGAGGCAGACGAGCCGUCAGAGAUAUCGUACAAUUUGUACCAUUAAAUCGAUAUGUUAAUAGCAAUUGGCAACAAAAUCAGUUUGAGUUAGGAAGGGCUGUAUUGGCUGAAAUACCGACUCAAUUCUUGCAAUUUAUGAACUCGAAAGGCUUUAAACCAUCGCCACCGGGUCAGGGAUCAGUACAGACCGGUAUAUUUCCAGAACCAACCGGCAAUGAAUCGACACCUAUUUAUCCAUCAAUUCCUUCUGAACCAAAUCAAUCUCAUUUUUCACCAACAAACCAGAAGGGUCCGGCACCUCCUCCUCCAUCAACAUUCGGUUCUUAUGGUACACCAACAGCUGGUGCGCCUUAUCCUCCAAACACGACGUCUAUGUCUUAUCCCAAUAUACAAUCUGGUAACCCUUAUCCACCAAAUCCUACACAAUACCCUCCCGGAAACCCUUACCCACCAACUACUACAGCUUAAUACCCUGCAGGAAACGCUUACCCUCCGACAUCUACACAAUACCCGUCUGGAAACCCUUACCAACCAACUGCACCCACCCAAUACCCUACUGGUAAUCCAUACCCAAAUAUCGGUCCUAAUCCUUAUCCAAGUCCAGGAAAUUCUUAUCCGCCGACUGGUUCAGGCUCUUAUCCCUAUCCACCAGCAGGUAAUUCUCCAUAUCCUUCCAGUACCACUAAUGCCCGACCUACUGCACCACCUAAUCCCUCAUAUCCCUCCUAUGGUGGUCCCAAUCAACCUAGUUAUCCACCGUAUUAAUUAGUCUUUUAAUAAAUGCUACAGUCAUGACAAUAAUCACAAAUGAUUAACCGAUCAAAUAUAUUAAUACGACUGUGAUAUUAAUUGAGCCAUAAAUCCAUAAAUAUUUACUAAAAAACAAUUCAAAUUAAUUGAAAAUUUUUUAUUUCAAGUUUAUCUCUGAUGCCAAUUAAGUUGCUUUAAACUUAAAUAUAAUAUAACCAAACUUAACUAAACAUGUUUUUUAAUUAUACAGUAUUUAUAUUAUUUGUUAAUAUUGUUGUUGUGUUGUUGCUGCCAAUAUAUCUCAAGUCAAAUAAAGAUUUACCAAUAAAUAAAUUUGCAUUUAAUAUAUUUACAAAUCAUCUAAAAAUAAUUUAUGAUUUUGAUUGAAUAAGCAUCACAACUAAGGUAA